Ciona intestinalis (vase tunicate) is the source of this 1663-nucleotide messenger RNA. RefSeq names its product ubiquitin-conjugating enzyme E2 J2. NCBI's taxonomy places the organism in Eukaryota, Metazoa, Chordata, Ascidiacea, Phlebobranchia, Cionidae. The record is from RefSeq and is a predicted model, not a curated record.
UGCAUUAGAUGCAACAUAUGGUUUUAAAAUAGAAAACUAUUCAUUGCAUCAUGUCUAAACGUUCCAAAGUUCCCAUUACUGCAACUCAAAGGUUAAAGCAAGAUUACAUGAGGCUAAAGAAAGAUCCAAUACCUUACAUAACAGCUGAACCUCUACCUUCCAAUAUAUUGGAAUGGCAUUACCUUGUAACUGGACCAGACGAUACCCCAUACACUGGAGGUUUCUACCAUGGUAAAUUAGUCUUUCCACGAGAGUUUCCGUUCCGUCCACCAGCCAUAUAUAUGAUCACACCAAGUGGUCGAUUCAAAUGCAACACACGACUCUGUCUCUCCAUUAGUGACUUCCACCCAGAUACAUGGAAUCCUGCCUGGUCUGUAGGAACAAUUCUUACUGGGCUCCUUAGUUUCAUGGUGGAGGAAACACCAACUCUUGGAUCAGUAGAAUCUUCCGAUUUUACGAAGAGAAACCUCGCUGUAUGCAGCCGCCUUUUCAACAUCCAGAAUAAAACUUUCUGCGAAUUGUUCCCAGCCAUCACAGAAAAGAUUAGGUCCUCCAUUGAGGAAAAAAGCAGCUCUAAUCAUACCCAGUCUACUACUGAGCAAAACACUUCAGAAGUUACCAACCCCGCUAAUGUAAAUAAUCGGCAAAAUCACGAUGAUGGGAACAGAGGUUUCGCAAAUAUAUUUAUUCUUAUUGGUGUGGCAGCUUUUGGGUUUUUAGUCAACACAAUUUUAAAGACCUUAAAUUAGAUGUCAUGCGUUUAAGUUAUUCCAACAUGGUGUAUUUUCCUGCACUUACACACAGUAGGUAGAAAUUGUAAAUUUAGCUUUAAUGUAAGUAACUACUAACCCAUUGUGUUGGUUAGUUUCGCCCUUCUUUCUGUUCUAGAUAAGAGAUUCCUUAACACUAAGGUCACAGAACUCUUGGAUCUGUUUGCAACAAACCAAAUGUUUAACGGGCCUAACUUACAUGUUGCAAUUUAAAAAAACAAAAAAACAUUUUGAUAUAUUAAUGGUUGAAUAGUAAAAGGUUCUUGCCACAAUUUACCAAAUUUAAUGCACAUCAUUGGCGUUGUACCACUGAUAAACUAUCUAGACUUGCAUUAAUCCCUAGUAAACAUAAAUUAUAGUUUGUUUUAUUUAGUUCCUAUUUAUUAGAUGUCGUUUAAAAAUCCAAGCAUAGGCGCUAGUGUAUAAAAUAAAACCUUGAAUUUAUUUUGCUCUGGCCACAUUUAGAUUUAAACACUGCUGAAGUUUUGUGUUUUAAUUUAUCCUGUUUUAUUUUUUUGUAGGUGAAUAAUGUUCUUAUACUUCUUUCAUUGUUGAGGUGUUAAGAUUUGAACAAAGCUGUGUAUAUAAUGCUUUGCUUUGUACAAUAUCUUUGGAUAUAUAGUAAGGUGGGGAAAGAUGGGAUACCUUUUAGUUCUAUUUUAUCACUUAGAUUUGUAAUAAAGAAAAUUCCUAGAAUCAUAAAACGGUAUCCUCACGGCUCCCAUAGACUGUUGUUAAUUGUUUGAAACACAAUCAAGAUAAUUGGAUUUUUUGUGCUAAAGGUGUCCCAUCUUCCCCCUCUUACUAUAUAAUUUGUUUAAUAAGAUUUGGUAACUUAAUUUUCCUGUAUAGACAUGGACCUGAAUGAUUAAAAUGUUUCUGUUUAAUUUAAA